AGCAUCCCAGACUCCGGGCACAAGUACUACCUGCAGUUCACCACUGAAGACUACAAAAGCGGGGAAGAUGCGGGGAGCUGCCUGGCUACGGUGUUGUAUCCGAGGAAGAAGAAGUCUCCGCCUGUGGUCAGCAUCAAGUGCACCCAUACCAAAGACCAGAAGAAAAUCCAAGGAGAGGACAGCAGACUUUACCAAAAAUUCAGGCGCCAAACCAAACCAAUAAUUGGAAACAAUAUUCCAGACAGCUAUGGAAACAUUGAACCUGCCCUGGAGCCAGUGUGGGCUCUGGCUGUCGCUGGCAGCAGUUACAUCAUGUGGGAAAAGUCAACAGAGAAUUUGGGUUACUUCAUGGCACAAGUCAAGUCUGUGAAGCAGUGGAUAAGGAAAGAUGAUUUCGUUGAGUUUGACUACACUGUCCUGCUCCAUGAAAUCCCAACUCAGGAGAUUAUUUCAUGCCACAUGCGCCUCACUUGGCUUCCUGGUCACCCUCUGAAAGUGAAAUACUUCUGCGCUUCGGAGAAUCAGGGGCUCGAAGAUGGAUCUGGAGUGGAAUCUGGAUCAGCUGCUGGGAUUUUACCUGAAAGGGGAGCAAAUUUUUGA
Molecule: messenger RNA, 600 nt
Organism: Leptosomus discolor (cuckoo roller)
Lineage: Eukaryota; Metazoa; Chordata; Aves; Leptosomiformes; Leptosomidae
Source: RefSeq, a predicted model, not a curated record